This is a messenger RNA of Amyelois transitella, 2802 nucleotides long. RefSeq names its product pre-rRNA 2'-O-ribose RNA methyltransferase FTSJ3. Gene Ontology annotation, molecular function: rRNA (uridine-2'-O-ribose)-methyltransferase activity; rRNA (guanine) methyltransferase activity. NCBI's taxonomy places the organism in Eukaryota, Metazoa, Arthropoda, Insecta, Lepidoptera, Pyralidae. The coding region runs from base 175 to 2727 and encodes 850 amino acids. The transcript has 10 exons. Gene Ontology annotation, biological process: maturation of 5.8S rRNA from tricistronic rRNA transcript (SSU-rRNA, 5.8S rRNA, LSU-rRNA); rRNA methylation; maturation of LSU-rRNA from tricistronic rRNA transcript (SSU-rRNA, 5.8S rRNA, LSU-rRNA). The record is from RefSeq and is a predicted model, not a curated record. Gene Ontology annotation, cellular component: nucleolus; nucleus; preribosome, large subunit precursor.
AACCUCAACAAGAACAUGCGACAUUGUUGACUUCCUAACACUGCUGGCUGCGUGCAUCGUGCACUAUUGUCGUAUUAGUGAGCAUGAUGUGACGAAGAAAAUAACACAAUUGUUUGAAAUAAUUGCAGUAGUACCUAAUUUUGUCUCUAAGUUAGUUAUUUUUCUUAAUUCAUAAUGGGUAAAAAGACUAAAGUAGGAAAACAGCGCAAGGAUAAAUAUUAUCAGCUUGCAAAGGAAACUGGUUAUAGAUCACGAGCUGCUUUUAAGUUAAUUCAGUUGAACCGAAAAUUUGGAUUUCUACAAAAAUCGCGAGUAUGUAUAGAUCUAUGUGCAGCUCCUGGUGGUUGGAUGCAAGUGGCUCAUCAGAAUAUGCCGGUAUCCAGUGUUGUUAUUGGUGUGGAUUUGUUCCCUAUCAAACCAGUUCCUGGAUGCAUUGGCCUCACAGAAGACAUUACUACGGAAAAGUGCAAAGUUGCUAUCAAAAAAGAAAUAAAAACAUGGAAAGCUGAUGUUGUCUUACAUGAUGGGGCCCCGAAUGUAGGUCUCAACUGGAUUCAUGAUGCUUAUCAACAAGCAUGUCUUACAUUAAGUGCCAUGAAAUUAGCUACAAAUUUCCUCAGGCAAGGUGGUUGGUUUGUCACCAAAGUGUUUCGAUCAAAGGAUUAUCAUGCUCUUCUAUGGGUUUUAAAGCAAUUCUUUAAAAAAGUUCAUGCUACUAAACCUCAGGCAUCUCGUAAUGAAUCUUCUGAAAUUUUUGUUGUGUGCCAAGGAUAUAUAGCACCUGAUAGUAUAGAUCCCAAGUUUUUGGACCCAAAACAUGUAUUUGAAGAUUUGGAUAUUGUUAAAAAGCAACAUAACAAUUUAUUGCAUCCUGAAAAGCAGAAAAAAGCUAAAGCUGAAGGUUAUAGAGACAAUGACUACACAACACACCAUAAAGUUUCCGUGACAGACUUCAUUAGCAAAGAUGAUCAUAUAGACUUACUUCAAGAAUGUUCAGAGAUUGUGCUUGAUGACAAGGCCAUAUUGGAGCACCCUAAGACAACUGAAGAAAUAAAAAUCUGUUGCAAGGACAUCAAAGUUCUUGGUAGAAAGGAUCUCAAAGCAUUACUAAGUUGGUUAAAGCAAAUGAAGGAAUGGAAAUCUUCUCAGGAACCCAAGCCAGAAAAUGAGGAAGAAAUCAGUGAGCCUGAUGUAAACGGAGAUGAAAAGAGUGAUGGUGAAGACAAUGUUGAUGAAAAAAUAGCUGAGCUUCAGGAUGAAGACCGGCGAUUGACAAAGAGGAAAAGAAAACAAUUAAACAAGCAACGACAGAAAUUAGCAGAGAAAAUGAACCUCAAAAUGGUACUGAAAGGUGAUGACGGGCCUAUCAUGGAGAGUCAUGACAUGUUCAAACUGUCUGAUAUCAAAAAUGCAGAGGAGAUGUCACGCAUAGUUGACCAGCAGCCAGACAUUGUCGCCGAUGCCAGUGACGAUUCUGAUGAUGAACUGAAAGUGAAGAAGAAAUUUGUAAAGUAUGAUGUGGAAGCCUCAAAAUUAGACUCCUCAGGAUUAUUUUACAAGGACUCUGAUAGUGAAUUAGAGAUGGAGUCUGAUUCCGAGGAUGAAAAAGAAAAGGAUUCUCUUGCCUUCUCAGACUCGGAAAACGAAAGUAAGAAAAUUGCCAAACUGACUAAACUGAAUACUCUAAGAAAUAGCCAGGUGACCAGGGCUCCUAAAAUUCCCAAAAACAAUCCACUUUUAACUGACUUGGAUAACACAGACCCUGUAUCGAAAAGAUCAAUGAAGGCUGAGCUCUGGUUUCAGAAAGAUUCCUUUAAAGAUAUUGAUGAAGAGGAUGAUGAGGGGGUGGACUUGGAUAAACUGGCAGAAACUUACAAAGAAAAAGGCAAAAAGGUUUCUGAAGAUGUUGCUGAAGCAGACACAAUGAGUAAUAGAAAGAAGAGGAAACAUAGUGAUACAGAAAGUUCAGAUGACGAGUCUUCCGACAGUGACUACGAUGUGGAAGAAACAAUUGCUCCUACUAGGGGUAAAAAUGGUGCCAAAAUUGGCAAGAAAGAAGAGUUUGAAGUUGUUUCUCAAGAUCCGGAGUUAAAAAAAUUAAAGAAAACUAUGAAGAUGGACGCCGAAGCUCUUGCUCUGGGUACAAUGAUAGCAACGUCAAAAAAAUUCAAGAGAGAUUUAAUUGAUGAUGCAUGGAACAGAUAUGCUUUCAAUGACACCAAUCUGCCUGAUUGGUUUGUGGAAGAUGAGAAGAAACACAUGCACAAACCAGUUGUUAUCCCAGAGAAAUACACAGAAGAAUACAAAAACAGGCUUCAAGAUAUAAACGUGCGACCAAUAAAGAAAGUCAUUGAAGCUAAAGCUAGGAAGAAGAAGCGUAUGAUAAAGAAAAUGGAGCGCGCCAAGAAGAAGGUGGAGGCUGUUAUGGAAAACGCAGACAUGUCUGAAAGGGAGAAGGCUCAGCAAGUGAGACAGCUGUAUAAGAAGGCUCAGUCUGAUGGUAAGAAGAAGGUUACAUAUGUUGUGGCUAAGAAACAUAACACAGCUAAACGAAUGAAGCGUCCAAGCGGAGUAAAGGGACAGUAUAAGGUAGUCGACCCGAGGAUGAAGAAAGACAUGCGAGCGCAGAAGGCCAAGGAGAAGACUAAAGGGCGCGGCAAAAAGGCCAAGGCGACGAAGGCCAAGGUGACGAAGGCGCCAAAACGAAAAGGGAAAAAAGCCAAGUGAUACGUAAUCGCUAGGUAUUACUACUAGUAUUUUAUGUACAGUGUACAUUGAUGAAUACAUUUUAUUUAAAAUUAA